CUUUCCAUUUUUAUUAUCCCCUUAACAAAUUGAAUUACUACUACCAAUAAUUGAAAGAAAGAAAGAAAUGGAAGGGACGAUACGUUGUGAUGCAAAUUACGUUCCAUUAAGUCCAAUAAGUUUUUUGGAAAGGUCAGCUGUUGUUUAUAGAGACAGACUGUCGCUCGUUUAUGAUCAUCAUGUUAGCUUCACUUGGCGACAGACACGUGAUCGAUGUGUCAAAAUGGCCUCUUCUCUUGCCUCUCGUUUUCAUAUUGCUCGCCACGAUGUCGUGGCUGUCUUGGCCCCGAAUAUCCCGGAAAUGUAUGAGCUCCAUUUUGCAGUCCCGAUGGCAGGCGCAGUUCUUUGCAGCCUCAACAUCCGUCAUGAUUCAGCAAUGGUGUCGACUUUACUUAAACAUUCAAGCGCCAAACUUAUAUUCGUAGAUUACCAGUUUAUAGAUGUUGCAAAGGGUGCGAUAGACAUUAUGUUGAACUCUAUGUCUGCAGUUCCUCAACUGGUGCUGAUCCCAGAUUCUAGUGAGUUUUCCCUACAGCCAAAGUCGCAUAUUUUGGAGUAUCAAACACUUUUGGAUAUGGGAAGUCUUGAUUUUGAGAUCAGAAGACCGAUUGAUGAGUGUGAUCCAAUUGCACUUAACUAUACAUCAGGAACGACUUCAAAUCCUAAAGGCGUGGUUUACAGUCACAGAGGUGCUUAUUUGAACUCUUUAGCCGCAGUUUUACUUAAUGAGUUGCCAUCAAUCUCUGUAUACUUAUGGACGGUUCCUAUGUUUCACUGCAAUGGAUGGUGUAUGACAUGGGCAUUGGCGGCGCAGGGUGGUACAAAUGUCUGUGUCAGGGCGGUGACUGCAAAAGGUAUCUUUGAAAGCAUAUCUCGACACAAAGUAACACACAUGUCUGGUGCUCCUACAGUUUUGAACAUGAUAAUCAAUGCGCCGGCCACAGAGCGGCUCCCACUUCCAGGAAAGGUAUUGGUGAUGACCGGUGGGGCUCCACCACCUUCCCAGGUGGUAUUUGGUAUGGAGCAGCUGGGGUUCGAUGUGUGUCACUCAUACGGUCUCACUGAGACAUAUGGUCCUGGAACUAUCUGCACCUGGAAACCUGAGUGGAACUCGUUGCCAUUAGAUGAAAGAGCAAAAAUCAAGUCCAGACAAGGAGUGAAUCAUAUAGGUUUGGAAGAAGUCGAUAUUAAGGAUCCAGUGACCAUGAAAAGCGUCCCGUGGGAUUCCAAGACAAUAGGAGAGGUCAUGUUGCGUGGAAACACCAUAAUGAAUGGAUAUUUAAAGGACACAAAGGCGACACAAGAAGCUUUUAAGGACGGAUGGUUUCGUAGUGGUGAUUUAGGUGUGAGACAUUCUGAUGGUUAUAUUGAACUCAAGGAUCGGGCCAAAGACAUUAUAAUUUCGGGUGGCGAGAAUAUCAGUACGAUUGAGGUGGAAUCCGUGCUUUUCAGGCAUCCAGGCGUUCUGGAAGCAGCUGUUGUAGCACGACCUGACGAUCAUUGGGGAGAAACACCGUGUGCUUUUGUGAAGCUAAAAGAAGGGUACAAGUUAAAUAGUAAUGAUUUAAUAGCAUUCUGCAAGCAAAACUUGCCACAUUAUAUGGCACCCCGAACAGUUGUGUUUGACGAGUUGCCAAAGACAUCGACAGGGAAGACGCAGAAAUUUCUUCUCCGGGAAAAGGCCAAGGCCAUGGGGAGUUUGUCGUCAAAAGGUAAGAGCAAACUAUGAUGGUUGAAUUUGUUGUUUAAUCUAUAUCUAUUCUUGAAUAAAUUGGGAAUUUGUGUAUUGAAAAAUGAAGAGAAUGUAUAUUGUGCUGUAACUUUUGUGAAUAGUAAAAUAUAAUUUAUCUAA
Erigeron canadensis is the source of this 1852-nucleotide messenger RNA. Its product is annotated as butanoate--CoA ligase AAE1-like. Bases 68 to 1729 code for a protein of 553 amino acids. NCBI's taxonomy places the organism in Eukaryota, Viridiplantae, Streptophyta, Magnoliopsida, Asterales, Asteraceae. The transcript is spliced from 2 exons. The record is from RefSeq and is a predicted model, not a curated record.